Molecule: messenger RNA, 7299 nt
Organism: Corvus hawaiiensis (hawaiian crow)
Lineage: Eukaryota; Metazoa; Chordata; Aves; Passeriformes; Corvidae
Gene: KCNT1
Product: potassium sodium-activated channel subfamily T member 1
Exons: 32
Coding region: 254-3991 (1245 amino acids)
Biological process (GO): potassium ion transport
Cellular component (GO): membrane
Molecular function (GO): intracellular sodium-activated potassium channel activity
Source: RefSeq, a predicted model, not a curated record
ACAUUUUCUCAAUCGUUUUGCACCAAAUUUGUUGCAGCAGCAAGGCCGGGGAGUUUGCCUUGACUCCCCUCACUACCAAAAUAAAUGUACAGGGCAGGAUUGUUCCACUGAGCAGCCGUGACUGGGGAGAGGGAAGAAGGAAGGAGAUGGUACGUGCCGACAGCUCUAAACUGAUUGCGGUGAGGAUUGCUAUGUAUGAGAGAGUUCAGGGGGGAAAGAGGAGGAAGUCACAGAGGCAGCCAAGGCUCGCAGGAUGGCAAGAGCCAAGCUGAAGAAUUCCCCUUCAGAGAGCAAUUCCCAUGUCAAAACUGUCCCACCUGCGACGACAGAAGAUGUCCAUGGGGUGAGCCCCUUGUUACCGUCUCGGAGGAUGGGAUCCAUGGGGAGUGAUGUCGGACAAAGGCCUCACGCCGAGGAUUUCAGCGUGGAUUCCUCCUUCUCACAGGUGCAGGUCGAGUUCUACGUGAAUGAAAACACCUUCAAGGAGCGGCUGAAGCUCUUCUUCAUCAAAAACCAGCGAUCGAGCCUGAGGAUCCGGCUCUUCAACUUCUCUCUGAAGCUGCUCACGUGCCUCCUGUACAUCGUCCGUGUCCUGCUCGACAACCCUGAGGAGGGCAUAGGCUGCUGGGAAUGCGAAAAGCAGAAUUACACAGCGUUCAACCAGUCCACCAACAUAAACUGGUCACACAUCUUUUGGGUGGACAGAAAAACGCCGCUGUGGGCCGUGCAGGUCAGCAUCGCUCUCAUCAGCUUCCUGGAGACCAUGCUGCUCAUCUAUCUCAGCUACAAGGGGAACAUCUGGGAACAGAUUUUCCGCAUUUCCUUCAUCCUGGAGAUGAUCAACACGGUGCCGUUUAUCAUCACGAUAUUCUGGCCUCCUUUGCGGAAUUUGUUUAUUCCCGUGUUUCUGAACUGCUGGCUGGCCAAGUACGCCCUGGAGAACAUGAUUAACGACCUGCACCGAGCCAUCCAAAGGACCCAGUCGGCGAUGUUCAACCAGGUGCUCAUCCUGAUCUGCACCCUCCUGUGUCUCGUGUUCACGGGGACCUGUGGCAUCCAGCAUUUAGAAAGAGCAGGUGAGAAGCUCUCCCUCUUCAAGUCCUUCUAUUUCUGCAUCGUCACCUUUUCCACUGUGGGCUACGGAGAUGUGACACCAAAGAUUUGGCCUUCCCAGCUCCUCGUCGUCAUCAUGAUCUGCGUGGCCCUGGUGGUGCUGCCGCUCCAGUUCGAGGAGCUCGUCUACCUGUGGAUGGAGCGGCAGAAGUCGGGCGGGAAUUACAGCCGGCACCGCGCGCAGACGGAGAAACACGUGGUGCUCUGUGUCAGCUCCCUCAAGAUUGAUCUCCUCAUGGACUUCCUCAACGAGUUCUACGCCCACCCACGCCUGCAGGAUUACUACGUGGUGAUCCUUUGCCCAACAGAGAUGGACAUCCAGGUGCGGCGGGUGCUGCAGAUCCCCCUGUGGUCACAGCGGGUGAUUUACCUGCAGGGCUCUGCGCUGAAGGACCAGGACCUCAUGAGAGCCAAGAUGGACAAUGGAGAAGCUUGCUUCAUUCUCAGCAGCCGAAACGAAGUGGACCGAACAGCGGCGGACCACCAGACCAUCCUGAGGGCCUGGGCUGUCAAAGACUUUGCUCCAAACUGUCCUCUCUAUGUUCAGAUCUUAAAGCCAGAAAACAAAUUUCAUGUCAAGUUUGCAGAUCACGUUGUCUGUGAAGAGGAGUGCAAAUACGCCAUGCUGGCCCUGAACUGCGUCUGCCCCGCCACCUCCACCCUCAUCACGCUGCUGGUGCACACCUCCCGUGGCCAGGAGGGCCAGGAGUCCCCGGAGCAGUGGCAGCGGAUGUACGGGCGCUGCUCGGGCAAUGAGGUCUAUCACAUCCGCAUGGGGGACAGCAAGUUCUUCAUGGAGUACGAGGGGAAGAGCUUCACCUACGCCGCCUUCCACGCGCACAAGAAGUACGGGGUCUGCCUGAUCGGCAUCCGGAGGGAGGAGAACAAGAGCAUCCUGCUGAACCCCGGCCCGCGGCACAUCAUGGCAGCGUCGGACACCUGCUUCUACAUCAACAUCACCAAGGAGGAGAACUCUGCCUUCAUCUUCAAGCAGGAGGAGAAGCAGAAGAAGAAGGGCUUUGCGGGCAGAGACAGCUACGACGGCCCCUCCCGCCUGCCCGUGCACAGCAUCAUCGCCAGCAUGGGGCUCGACGCUUUGCUGCCUCUCCCCCGCUUAGAGCGUGUUUGCUGUGCUCCCUCCCCGCCGUGUCCAGGUACAGUGGCCAUGGACCUGCAGAACACCGAGUGCCGCCCUGCCAACAGCAGCAAGCUGGCACUGCCGGCCGAGAACGGCUCGGGCACGCGCCGGCCCAGCAUCGCCCCCGUCCUCGAGCUGGCCGACACCUCGUCCCUGUUGCCCUGCGACCUGCUCAGCGACCAGUCCGAGGACGAGAUGACGCAGUCGGACGAGGAGGGGUCGGCGGUUGUGGAGUACGUGAAGGGCUACCCCCCGAACUCGCCCUACAUCGGGAGCUCCCCGACCCUGUGCCACCUUCUGCCUGAGAAAGCCCCGUUCUGCUGCCUGAGGCUGGACAAGGGCUGCAAACACAACAGCUUUGAGGAUGCCAAAGCCUACGGGUUCAAGAACAAACUGAUCAUCGUUUCUGCGGAGACGGCAGGGAACGGGCUCUACAACUUCAUCGUCCCGCUGCGGGCGUACUACCGCUCCCGCAAGGAGCUCAACCCCAUCGUGCUGCUGCUGGACAACAAGCCUGAGCACCACUUUCUGGAGGCCAUCUGCUGUUUCCCCAUGGUUUACUACAUGGAGGGCACCAUUGACAACCUGGACAGUUUGCUGCAGUGUGGCAUCAUCUAUGCUGACAACCUGGUGGUGGUGGACAAGGAGAGCACCAUGAGUGCCGAGGAGGACUACAUGGCAGAUGCCAAGACAAUUGUCAAUGUCCAGACCAUGUUCAGGCUCUUCCCCAGCCUCAGCAUUAUCACGGAGCUGACCCACCCCUCCAACAUGAGGUUCAUGCAGUUCAGAGCAAAGGACAGUUACUCUCUGGCCCUUUCCAAACUAGAAAAGAGAGAGCGCGAGAAUGGCUCCAACCUGGCCUUCAUGUUCCGGCUGCCCUUCGCGGCCGGGAGGGUCUUCAGCAUCAGCAUGUUGGACACACUGCUCUACCAGUCGUUCGUGAAGGAUUACAUGAUCACCAUCACUCGGCUGCUGCUGGGCCUCGACACCACGCCGGGCUCCGGGUACCUCUGUGCGAUGAAGAUCACUGAGGAUGACCUGUGGAUCCGGACGUACGGCCGCCUCUUCCAGAAGCUUUGCUCCUCCAGUGCCGAGAUUCCCAUCGGGAUUUACAGGACGGAGUCACACAUGUUCGCAACCUCCGAGCCCCACGACAUCAGAGCACAGUCACAGAUCUCAAUCAAUGUUGAGGACUGCGAGGACACGAAGGACGUCAAGGAGCACUGGGGCAUCAAGACGAGCCACCACCGCAACUCGUGUUCCAGCGACCAGUCGGAGCACCCGCUGCUGCGGCGCAAGAGCAUGCAGUGGGCCCGGCGGCUCAGCAGGAAGGGCAACAAGCACUCCAGCAAGACGGCCGAGUGGAUCAGCCAGCAGCGCCUCAGCCUGUACCGGCGCUCCGAGCGGCAGGAGCUGUCCGAGCUCGUAAAAAACCGUAUGAAGCACCUGGGCUUGCCCACCACCGGGUACGAGGAUGUAGCAAAUUUAACAGCCAGUGAUGUGAUGAAUCGGGUAAACCUGGGAUAUUUGCAAGACGAGAUGAACGACCACCAGAACACCUUGUCCUACGUCCUGAUCAACCCCCCCCCGGACACGCGGCUGGAGCUCAACGACAUCGUGUACCUGAUCCGCUCCGACCCGCUGGCCCACGUGGCCAACGACGGCCACAGCCGCAAGAGCAGCUGCAGCAACAAGCUGGGCUCCGGCAACCCCGAAACGCGCGACGAGACCCAGCUGUGAGCAGCCCCCGUGCCCCGCGUCCCUCCGGGCCGAGGCUCCGGGACAGGCGGGGAAGGAGAGGACGGCCCGGCCGGAGGGGAAGGCGGCUGCUGCCCGCGGUGCCCCGGAGAAAGGCGAUGCCCAGCCUGGCUCUGCGCCGCGGGAGGGAUGCCCGGAGCCCCGGGAGGGGCGGCACAGCCGGACACACCCGCAGCCGGUGGCCGUGCGCCCCGCGGAUUUUAACUUUUUAUACCGAUACCGCAACUAGUGAGAAAGUCUUCACUGGUGCUGGUGGGACGUGGCGGAGCCCAGACGCCGAUGGCCCUGGGGGAGCAGGGCUGUGUUUGAUACUGCCCCGGAUGGUGCAGGUUGGUUGCAUUUAUGGGGCUGGUCAAGGCGAGAGUAAAACUGCACCGAAACCCUGCUCCUCUUCCUCCUCCUCCUUCACCAGGUGUCCCCCAGGGUACCCAAACUUAUGCUCUUUCACCCAACUCAUGUUGUUCAUCCUCUGCUGGGUUCCUGUUCCGGGUGUCCGCACCCGGAGCUGCGCCAGGCACUGGGAAAGGACCCUCAGGUGGCCGUGGGACAGUCGGGGUGGAUGGGACACGGUGGUGCAGCCCCCACGGUGCCAUGGCAGGGGCUGCUCUGCCCCCAGCGCCUCGUGGCAUCUCUCAAACCAAAACACGCCAAGCCCGGGGGGCUGAAAGCCCGGCCACCCCUGUGGCAGUGCCUCUGAGCCCCUGGGUUUGUGUCCCCCCUUGCUGCUGCUGGAGCUGAGCUGCCUGGGGGGAUUCAGGGAUCUCAGUCCUGGGGUUGGAUGGGCUGGGCUGGCCAGGGCCACACACCCUUGCAUGUGGUGGUUUGGUGUCUCCACUCGGCCCUUUCCCCUCCGGCCAGGGGCAGUCUGGGCUCUGUCCUGGCCAUGGCCUGCUGUCCUUCCCCUCCCCGCGGUCACGGGUCGGUCACACCGUUAAGGCAGCGGGUUCUGCCUGUCCCCCCGUCCACCACGGCCCCCUGGCAGCCCCAGCCAGCCCUGCUGGGCUCUGUCCCCCCUGUCCCCAUGGCUUCCCCUGCAGCAGAGGUGCAUGAAGGUCCCCCCGGCCCCGCAGGGACCUGGCGCUGCCACAAACACCAGAUGUGUUUUCCAUCUACUUUUGCACAUUCUACAACGUCGAUGUGGAAAGGGUUUAUUUGACUGCCAAGUGAAUAACUGAGUUGUUAACUUGAUAUACUCUUGUGUUCAUAUCUUACAAUUCCAAUGUGAUUUUUUUUUAGCAAGGAGCUUGUAAAGCACAACAUGGCCGUGAAAUCCAUCAGCUUCCUGCUCUCGCUGCCAGCUGAAUGGUUUUAUUGCCAUUAACAUUCACUAUUUGCUCCCCAUGACACCCCCAAUCAAUGUUUACAAAGAAAACAAAAAAGAAAACAAGCCAAAACCUGUUAAAAAUGAGUUUUAAACAGCUGGGGAGAUGCCCCAGCCUAUGGGGAUGUACUGCCCAUCCUGCCCGUGGCCCUGAGAGAGACUUGGAGAUGCCCAGGGCAUCUAUGCCAAGGCUUGAAGGUGUUGAGAGAGCCCUGCUGUGCCUGGAUGAGGUUUGGGGUCCAUCUUUAAUUUUUUUUUAUUGUUGUUUUUUCCUGAAGUGCCAGGCAGGAGACCCUGAGUGGUGGCACAUCCCAGGCUUGGGGAGGUACCACAGGUAAAAGCAAUGAGUGCACUCCUCCUGCCCCACUGAGCUGAGGGCACAAACAGAACUGUCUUUAAAGCUUUUUAGGGUUGUUUUGAUGGAUUUUUAAUGCUUAAUUUUGUAUCUGUUUGGUUAAGGCAGGCCCAUGUUUUAUUUAUUUCUGUUUGUAGCUUCACACAUCAAAUCUGUCAUUUCAAAUGGCAAAAAGAAGUUGGAGGUUAAAAAGUGGGUGUGGUUGAAGUACAAAAGGACAUGUGGGCUCUGUGUGUGUAAGUGUCUGCAUUUCAGAUGGAUCAUUUUCCAAACCCCACUUUGCUUUCAAGGGAGAGUGGAACAAAGCAGUGGUACAGGUUAACAAAAAAACCAAACCAGCAAACAAACAAAAGCCCAGACCCCAAAUUCAACAAAAGGUGUGAUUAGUUGCGUGUAUUUACUGAGAACAUACAAUUUUUAUGAUUUUUUGUUUGUUUGGCUGUGAGCUGUGUGUACGAGCAUAAGGAAGCGAGUGCAGCUCCUCAGCUCAACCUUCCCCUGGCAAGAAAAUUAAAUUUCUUUUGAAAACCCUUAAAUUACUUAAAAUUUCACCCCCCAGCCCUGAGCAGCCAGGUCAGCCACGUGGCCAAAUCCAGGGUCCAUGUUCCAGAGGCUCCACUGGCCGUGGUGUUGGGUCCCUCCUUCCUCGGUGGGCACACACAGGUCCUUCCUGCCCCUAAUCCAGGGAGAAAAUGAUCCCAAGAGGAAACCACACGCCAAAAGGACUGAAGCCUCUGUGUGGUUUGUGAUCCUAUCAAAAAGCCCUCAAUAGUCCUGUACUUUGACGAUGCUUCUGUUUGUUCAGUGUAUAAAUCCCCGCAUUUGAAGCGGAAGCUCCGUGUACAAACCCUCGGCGUUCCUGCUCUGGUGUAAAUUUCCAGCCGUCCUUCCCACGGGAUGGGGAAAACCCUGUAAAUACUCACCUGUGGGCAAUGCAAGUCUGAGACCCAAGGGUUCAUUUUUCUAAUUCCUUAGCCUCAGUUACAAUACUAAUGUAAAAACAAAAGCAGUUUAUUUUUCUAAUGGUCCUGCCAACGUCGAUGCAGCGACAAAGAGUUGUUCCUGCCGCUGAAAGGGCCCACGGGGAGAGGGGCACGAGGAGCUUCCAUGGCAAGAGGAGAAUGGCUGUUGCUCCCAACCAUGGAAAAAUCCCAUUUUCCGGAGGAAAUAGUUGUGUUCCAAUGCAGAGACCUGGCAGGCUCUGGGGGAUGCAGAAACGAGGACAGCUGGGAUAUUUUGGGGUUUUCCAGCAACGGCUCCGGUGCAUGUUCCGUGUCCACUAACAGUUUGAUACGCUCAAUAUGGACCGAAUCCAUAUAGUCUGCAUUAAACUCAACUACUCAAACCAAUGUUAUGAGUAUAUUUAUUUCCUGUUAUACCCCUUUUUAUUUAAUCUCUAUAGAACAGGACCUUUUUAUUCCAAGCUCAGCUCCUGCAUGGAUUUUUAUCAGCAACAGCACCUCCCGUCUUUCCUCUCGGAGACCCAAUUCCGGGAGCUGCUCUGCUGGGAUGCAGCCAGCCAAGGGGAGAGGGUUUUGUACAAUUCUUGUGAAGAUGCUUCACAUUUCUGUAAAGAUAAAUGAAAAUAAAAGAGCUGCAUGCAGCAACAGGAGA